AUGGCCGACAACUCGUCUCACGUUGCCGUAGGCAGCAACCAGUCUCAACAGCAGCCUCAGCUCCGCCCAGAACUUCCCCAGCCCGUCCCUGAACAUCUCAACUACAGCAUCCAACGCUACGCCGACCCUGGGACCAACCUGCCGGCCACCCACCCCGACCCCUCGCUCCGUCCUCCUCCAGGCUUCUCCUCCCCCACCCCAACUGCCGCCGAGGCAGUGACCCGCGCUCAAGCCAUAAUCACCGCCGUUGACGCCGCAUUCCAGACGCAGAACGGCAGCACUUGA
This is a messenger RNA of Purpureocillium lilacinum, 285 nucleotides long. NCBI's taxonomy places the organism in Eukaryota, Fungi, Ascomycota, Sordariomycetes, Hypocreales, Ophiocordycipitaceae. The record is from RefSeq and is a predicted model, not a curated record.